CGAAGACGUGAGGCUCACACUCAGGCGGAACAGAAGCGGAGGGAUGCCAUCAAACGUGGUUAUGAAGAUCUUCAGCAUUUGGUUCCCGCGUGUUCUCAAUACGACUCGACGACCAGCUAUAAGCUGUCGAAGGCGGCCAUCCUCUCGAGAUCUAUUGAACACAUCAACCAUAUGUCGAAAGACAUGUCCGCACAGGAGAAGGAACUGCAAAGACUGCGCAAAGAAGUGGUCGGCCUAUCGAUCAUGAAAAGCAAUUACGAGAAGAUGGUUCAACUGCACCAACAGUCGCAGCCGGGACUCCAGACCAAUCAGAUCACCGAUGACGUCAAGUUUGGCAUCUUUGAGGCCAUCUUUGACAACCUGUUCCAGUCGUUCGACAAGUCGGUCGAAGUGACAAACUUUACCCAAUUGUCUGGA
Oppiella nova is the source of this 417-nucleotide messenger RNA. Lineage: Eukaryota; Metazoa; Arthropoda; Arachnida; Sarcoptiformes; Oppiidae. The record is from the annotation of a GenBank genome assembly.